UUGGCCCUGUCUGUGACACUGCUCCCUACCAUAAGAAAUAUGGCAUCAGGAGGGUGGUGAUGGUGAAGGCCCAAGCCGGGAACAUGCAGCAAUGGAGCCCCGACAUCUUGGGGGUUGGGCCAUCUUCACCAGGAUCCAUGAAACCAAUAUAAAGAAGCAGGCCUUGCUGCCCCUUGCCUUUGCUGACCCCUCUGACUACAACAAGAUCCAUCCAGUGGACAAGCUGCCCAUUCGAGGCCGGAAGGACUUUGCCCCCUGGCAAGCCUCUGACGUCAUCAUCAAACACCCCAAUGGGACCCAGGAGACCAUCCUCCUGAACCACACCUUCAGUGAGACUCAGAUCGAGUGGUUUAGGGCAGUUCCCUACACAGGAUGAAGGUGCUGCAGCAAUAAGGAAGGUCCAGGCUGGCUGUCCUGUUACACUGGACCCUGCUGGGUGUCAAAAGGACAGG
Messenger RNA from Acomys russatus (golden spiny mouse), 452 nucleotides. Its product is annotated as aconitate hydratase, mitochondrial-like. The coding region runs from base 92 to 376 and encodes 94 amino acids. Gene Ontology annotation, molecular function: 4 iron, 4 sulfur cluster binding; aconitate hydratase activity. The transcript has a single exon. Lineage: Eukaryota; Metazoa; Chordata; Mammalia; Rodentia; Muridae. Gene Ontology annotation, cellular component: mitochondrion; cytosol. Gene Ontology annotation, biological process: tricarboxylic acid cycle. The record is from RefSeq and is a predicted model, not a curated record.